Hymenoscyphus albidus is the source of this 276-nucleotide messenger RNA. Lineage: Eukaryota; Fungi; Ascomycota; Leotiomycetes; Helotiales; Helotiaceae. The record is from the annotation of a GenBank genome assembly.
AUGCACUUCCAACUCUCCCACAUCCUCUCCCUCACUCCCCUCCUCUCGCCCAUCCUUGCGGCUCCCGUCUCUGAUGCCCUCGACAAGCGCCAAACCAUCACCAAACCCCCUCCAGCCUGUAUCCCCAAAUAUGUCGUUCCGCCCGAUGAGAAGGUAUGUAUGGCCGGGUUCGCAAGAGGAUGUAUACUGAUGACAAUAUCAUAGGCCGCUAUCUGCCGCAGCUUGAACUUGCAACUAUGGGAGGAUCGCAUGAAGGCUUUGUGGUACUGCUGUUAA